UCGCAAAGCAGCCAAGUUUCGUAGUCAUUUCACAAGCAUGCGUAACGAUCAUCUUUUACCUUAGGGGUGCUUGAAAGAAUGAAGCAGUACUUUUCAUAUUAGUCAAUGACAUGGAUAUUUCAGCAUCAGGUUAUAAAGAUUUUUUAUGGGCAGUGGAAGUACAACGCUUCAUUAUGGAACUGAUUGGGUUGUGGCCUAAAACCGACAAAUUUACUAAAAGCAAUUUGUUGAGAAAACUUCAUGCAGGCAUUGUUUUAAUUUUAUUUAUAUUUGUUUCUAAUAUCCCGGCGAUAUAUGCGUGUAUACAAGUUUGGGGCAAUAUGGUACGUUUAAUAAGUAAUUUACAAACGACAAUACCUCUUCUAAUGAUAACAGCGAAGUAUGUUAUCAUGUUAUACAAGCAAACAGUUUUCUUAUCGAUUGUGAAUAUGAUGGAGGAAGAUUGGAUAGCAUUUAAAUUGGAUGCAGAAAGAGCAGUGAUGAUAAGACGAGCACAUACUGCUCGAUUUAUCAUGAAAUUUGGACAUGCUUUUAUGGCUGUAUCGAUACUCAUAGAUAUCAUUCCUAUUUAUUUUGGCAUACAAAUAUCGAAUCUGACGAAUUUUACGAAUCGCAAACCGUUACCGCUGAUGACUUAUCACUUCUACGAUACAAAUAAAAGUCUGCAGUUUGAAUUGGCAUUAUUCUUUCAAAUCUUAACGCUCUUGGUAGGAGGUUACACUCAAAUAUCUGUAGAUGUUUCUUUAGUACUAAUAAUUCUUCACAUUUGUGGCCAGUUAGAGAACUUUAGAUACCAAUUAAUCAGAUUGGUCUCGUGCAAGGAUUUCAACAUAACUUUAAAUGACAUCAUAGCAAGACAUUUACGAUUAAUCAGAUUUGCUAACAAUAUUGAAAAUACUUAUUCUUUAAUGCUGUUAAUGAUGGUACUUCAUUUUGGUAUCAUAUUUUGCCUAAGCGGCUUUUUAUGCGUUAUUAUGCUUACUGACAGAGAAAUAGAUGGAACUAAAGCAGCAGUAUGCUACUCAAUAUUGGUUAUUCUUGUCUUCUUGGUGAAUACUUUUCUCUAUUGUGGUGCAGGAGAUCUCAUGAUGGAACAGAUAUUUAAGAAGGGAGAAAUGAAUAAGGAUAUUGUUAUGGAAAUAUGUUUCGUGAUAUAUAUUCUUAUUAGUUUAUUGAUGAAUACAUUCGUUUAUUGUGGUGCAGGAGAAAUGGUGGUGGAACAAUCCAAUGCAGUAUAUCGUGCUAUAUGCGACCUAGAAUGGUAUAAAUUGGAAUCUCAGAAGGCGAGAAAUCUUAUUUUAUUAAUGAUACGAACCAAUCAUCCUUUUCACAUCACUGCCGGAAAAAUUAUUCCAUUAACAAUUGCCACUUUUUGCAGCAUAUUAAAAACAUCAUGCGGUUAUAUAUCUUUUUUACUGGCAAAGCGUUGAAGAUUACCAUGUUGUGAUGUACGUACAAUAAAUCGAGUUAACACAUUAAUAGCGAAAAGGAAUAUCCAUUAAAACACAAAAACUACGUUGAAGUGAAUUAUUCACAAAAUAAAAUCAUAAUGUAAAAGUCACACAAGCACUCUAUAAAUUAUCUAAUCGUACUAUACCUUGAGGUAGACCGACAAUAAAACUAAAAUUAAACAGGUCUACCCUAUGCCAUCCAAAACAAAUAUGGAAUGCACAUGAUGCGGUAUUUAAAGUGCAGUAUUAUUGGUUUGGUUAUCCGUUUAGUCUGAAAUCCAUGUUAGUAUCCAUAAUAGUACUUGUUAAGUCGAGGUGUUAGGUACUCAUGAAGGACAUGGAUGUAUCUGCAAUAAAAUAAUUAUGAAUAGAUGCAAUUGUAUUUAGUAUUUCUUAUGGUAGGAACAAACUUUUGUUUUGCUUCUUAGUAUUUGCUGUCUACUGUAAUUUUAUUAAGUAUUUUACAAUACAUUUUGUAUACUUUAUAAAGUGUAGUUUAUAUUCUUUUAUGUUGUUUAAAAUAUAAUCACACGAAUUAUAUGAAGAAUAAAGAAUUACAAAUUACGUGCUUUGAUCUGCUGAAUAGUUAUAAGAUUGCAUUCACUCGUGUAACGA
Vollenhovia emeryi is the source of this 2066-nucleotide messenger RNA. Its product is annotated as odorant receptor 85b-like. Gene Ontology annotation, molecular function: olfactory receptor activity; odorant binding. Gene Ontology annotation, cellular component: plasma membrane. The record is from RefSeq and is a predicted model, not a curated record. NCBI's taxonomy places the organism in Eukaryota, Metazoa, Arthropoda, Insecta, Hymenoptera, Formicidae. The coding region runs from base 111 to 1430 and encodes 439 amino acids. The transcript has 8 exons. Gene Ontology annotation, biological process: detection of chemical stimulus involved in sensory perception of smell; sensory perception of smell.